AUGACCACCACAAGCUCCCCUACUCCAGUCACUCCGGCAGAAAACCCCACGUUGCCAUUUUGGAGAACAGACCUGCAUGAAUUGGAUGAGAUUCGCACCACCCCAGAGUUACCAGAAACAAGUGAUAUUGUAAUUAUUGGGGGCGGCUACGCUGGAGUGAGUGUGGCAUAUCAUUUAGUUAACUCACAGCCUCAAAAUACCCCUGCGCCCUCUAUCACUAUUCUCGAGGCGCGUCAGAUUUGUUCUGGGGCAACGGGUCGCAAUGGUGGGCAUUUACGUCCCGAUGUUUAUCAUGCCACUUUCCAGUGCAUGGAACAACAUGGGAUCGAGGCUGCCACUGAACUGGCAAAGUUUGAAGUUUCACAUAUUCCGGCAGUACGAGAUGUCAUUGCCAAGGAAUCCAUCGACUGCGAUUUUCACCUCUCUCGAUGCAUGAAUGUGUAUCUCAGCGACGAAAAUGCCGAGAAAGCAAAGGAGAUUUAUGAUGCUCUGCACGCAAACGGUUUUCCCUAUGCCGAUAACCUCCAGUAUACGCCCCAGACGGAGGCAGAAAAGGUAUCCGGUGUCAAAUAUGCCAAGGCAUGCAUUUCGUUUACUGCAGGGAAAUUGUGGGCAUACAAGCUCGUCCUAGGGCUCCUUGCCAGGAUAAUCAAGGAAGAUUCCGUUAACGUGCAAACCCAUACUCCUGUUAUAUCCGUCGAGGCUGAUGGGGCCGAUCAUCUUGUCCACACCCCACGAGGCACGAUCCGCACAUCCAAAGUGGUUUACACGACCAAUGCGUACACAGCGGGGUUGUUGCCUGAAUAUGCCACAACCAUUGUUCCCUGUCGAGGCAUCUGUUGCCACAUUGCCAUACCCGAGACCGAGACGGCCCCGUAUCUAGAGCACUCCUAUGCCCUAUGGAACAAAGAGGGCAAGUUCGACAGCUACCUGAUUUCGCGGCCAGAUGGCAGUAUCAUCGUCGGUGGGGCUAGCACCACCUUUGCCCAUGCAAAGGAGCAAUGGUACAACAUGACAGAUGAUAGUACUCUGAUUGAGCCAACCAAAAACUACUGGGAUGGCUAUAUGCAACGCACAUUCAAUGGCUGGGAAAAGAGCGAAGCAGCUGUCAAGGAGAUUUGGACUGGCAUCAUGGGAUAUUCAUACGACAUCCAUCCCCAUAUUGGCGAGGUUCCAGACAAGCCGGGCCAAUAUGUUUGCGCGGGAUUCAACGGCCAUGGCAUGCCGGUAGUGUUCCUGUCUGGAAAAGGGAUUGCGGAGAUGAUCCACACUGGCAAGAAAUUCGAGGAGGUGGGCCUGCCACGGGUCUACCGAACCUCGGCAGAGAGAUUGCAAGCUGCGCAAGAAGGACCGGAGGGAGGAAGCAUCUUGGCGUAG
Messenger RNA from Penicillium alfredii, 1377 nucleotides. RefSeq names its product NAD(P)/FAD-dependent oxidoreductase. The record is from RefSeq and is a predicted model, not a curated record. The transcript has 4 exons. NCBI's taxonomy places the organism in Eukaryota, Fungi, Ascomycota, Eurotiomycetes, Eurotiales, Aspergillaceae. Gene Ontology annotation, molecular function: oxidoreductase activity. The coding region runs from base 1 to 1377 and encodes 458 amino acids. Gene Ontology annotation, cellular component: cytoplasm.